Molecule: messenger RNA, 2394 nt
Organism: Alternaria novae-zelandiae
Lineage: Eukaryota; Fungi; Ascomycota; Dothideomycetes; Pleosporales; Pleosporaceae
Exons: 3
Coding region: 1-2394 (797 amino acids)
Biological process (GO): protein dephosphorylation
Molecular function (GO): protein serine/threonine phosphatase activity
Source: RefSeq, a predicted model, not a curated record
AUGUCUCCCCCACCUAUGUCAGCAAAGUCUUUCGGCACCUUCAUCGACUCGGAGCCGUCGACGCCAGCCUACUCACCAAGGAUGGACCACCAGUGGGACGACUCAUCGGUGGUCCUAGUCCGUCCCAUGUCCUCGUCUUCUGAACCUUCCAGCCCUACUGAGCCAGUAUGGCGCAUGUUACAACCACUGCCUGUGAAGGCCCCACCAAAGCCCAAAGCCAGCACCGUCAGAGCUCAGUCCAAAGAACCGGUCUCCUCUGCCAAGGAGAUUUCAUCACAGACAUCGCUUUCAUCGCACCCUACUAAGCAGGCGAGCUACGUCAAUCGCCCCCACGCGAUCAAGCUAGCAAGCCUAUCACAACAAGAUUUCCCCCCGAAGAGCGAAGACAUUCCACAGGGUGAUGUUACAUCACCUCAGCCGACAGCCAGCACACCCACGGCGGCCGCCUUCGGGAAACUGGCAAACAAGAUGAAGUUGAUGCUCCGGCGUAAGAACACGAACGCAAAGAAAAAGGAGAAGAAGAAGCGAGAGUACGAAGAGGUCGACCGUAUAGAGGAUGUACACUGGACAGAGAUAUGGGGAGGAGGCUGGACGCUGCGAUUCCUCGCCGGUGUAUCGUACGGAAGCAUCCGGGAAUUAAUACAAGGCAUCGGUGUCCGAAGGAAGAUGGAACUGUAUCAGAACUACACAUCAAGACUAGGCAAUACCCUCUUCAACACGCGAUGGAACCAACCAGCCAAGGACCCCACAGCCACACUCCUAGAAUCGCGCUUCCCAACCAAAACCGUCCUUGUACUCCUCACCCUAGGCGGCCUAGCAUACUACUUCGUCGACAUAGUAGAAACCGACUGGACAGACAGCGUCUACGGCGCCUUCGAAACCGGCGACGAUGCCUCCCAACUCGCCCAACCCCUCCACUUCUACUCCUCAAAAGAAGAAGUGCAACACAUCCUCGACUUCCACAUCCCAGACCCCAGCGCCCCGAUGAAAGACCCCGCCGUAGCGAAGUUCUUCUCGGAGCAAUUCGACAAGCUAUGCUACGGAUGGAUGAUGACGCCCGAUGAUUCGAAGAAGGGUGUCGAAGGCAUGCCAGACGUGCAGAUGCCCAUAACACACGGAUGUCGGUUCCGCAGUAACGAGCCAUGUGAGGAUUUCUUCGCAUUAGGAACAUCGCCUGGCCCCGGGCAGAAUCUGUGGAAUUACUGGACUGUACUAGAUGGGCAUGCAGGACGACACACGGCAUUCUACCUCCAAUGGACACUAAUCCCCAUGGUAUCCUCCGCGCUCAGCACCCUAACACCGCACGCCUCGAGCCACCAAAUCGAAAGCAGUAUAAAAACCGCCUUCCUCGCCACGGACAAAAGUAUCAUGUCCCGCGCCAAAACAGCCGCAGCCUGGUUCCCAGCCGCCAACGCCGCCGCCAUCGCCGCGCUCACACCCGCUUUCUCUGGGUCCUGCGCCUUACUCGCUGCAUUCGAUCCCCAGACCUCCAAGUUACGCGUAGCAUGUACAGGAGACUCCCGCGCCGUCCUCGGCCGCUGGGACCCCUCCACGCACACCUACACUGCCAUCCCCCUCUCGGAAGACCAAACCGGCUUCAACACCAAGGAAGUAGAAAGACUAAGCAAGGAACACCCCGACGAACCCUCCGUCAUAGACCCCAAAACAGGCCGCAUGCUAGGCAUAGCCGUAACCCGCGGCUUCGGCGACCACCGCUGGAAAUGGGAUAACGAAACGGUCAAGGCGUGCCAGCACAAAUUCUGGGGUACGGCGCCAAGGCCAGGGAAUUUGAGCCCGCCCUAUAUGACGGCGGAGCCUGAGGUGCAGGAAACGGAUGUUGUGAGGAGGGAGCCGCGGGAUGGGAUGCUGUGUGGUGAUGGUAGGGCAGAAGGGGGGAAAAGCGAUUUCCUCAUCCUCGCUUCCGACGGUCUUUGGGACCGGAUUUCUUCUGAGUAUGCCGUCGAGUGCGUUUCCCGCUAUCUCUCUGCGCGCGCCCGUGGCCAGGGUUCCGUGAAGCAAGACCCGGAACUCCUGCGCAACCCUCCCGUUUUCCCUCAAAACUUCUCUAGCUUGGACCCGGGUGUGACGUGCGACCCCGCGGCCGGCGAAGACGUAGACUGGAAAGCGGAGCCGCAGUAUUUUGCGAUUGAAGAUGAGAAUGCGGCGGUUUGUUUGGCGAGGAAUGCGAUGGGUGGGAAUAGGAGGGGGUUGUUUUUGGGCGUGUUGGCGGGGCCGGAGCCGUUGAGUAGGAAUGCGGUGGAUGAUACUACUAUUAUGGUUGUUUUCUUUGACAAAUUAGAAGAUGGGAAGGCUGGGAUAGAGGGGAGUAAAAAGGUAGAAGAGAGUAGGAGUGGGGAGGGGGAGAAGAAGAAGAAGUGGUGGUGGCCGUUGUGA